Messenger RNA from Carcharodon carcharias (great white shark), 4007 nucleotides. Its product is annotated as transmembrane protease serine 13-like. Gene Ontology annotation, molecular function: serine-type endopeptidase activity; protein binding. The coding region runs from base 380 to 1876 and encodes 498 amino acids. Gene Ontology annotation, biological process: proteolysis. The transcript is spliced from 13 exons. The record is from RefSeq and is a predicted model, not a curated record. Lineage: Eukaryota; Metazoa; Chordata; Chondrichthyes; Lamniformes; Lamnidae. Gene Ontology annotation, cellular component: membrane.
CUGCUGAGUUUUUCCAGGUAUUUUUGUUUUUGUUUUGGAUUUCCAGUAUUCGCAGUUUUUUGCUUUUAGUUAUUUCCUCCUUGGUGCUACCAUUCACAGGUGUAUAUCUAAUGGGUGUGGCUGGAUGCACGUCACACAAAAGCAAACUUUUCAUGUCAAACUAGUUCAUCAACUUUGAUUCAGCUGAAACCCAGGACACCAGUCAGUUUCUUACACAGUCUGCGGACAUUCUCCUGCUUCUACAGUGUCCAACAGCUAUUUGCAGUUCCUGAUUUUAAGGUGAAGCACUGAACGUGAAGUGAGAUAUUUCAGGUGUCGGGACUUCCUCUGAAACUGUAUCUUCAGGUCUAAAAGCCAACGCAGACUCAGGACUUCAGGAAUGACUUCAAUCCCAAAUAUUUAUGAGAAUUAUUUGCCAGAGCACGUUCAACCAUCUGCAAACCGCAACUCACAAGGGCAGUACCUACCGCAACCUUAUCCCAACGCAGGAGGACACCAAGCCCCACCUUACCCCGGUGCUGCAGGGUAUCCAGCUCAACCUUACCUCAAUGCAGGAGCAGGAACAUACCAGCCGUAUUACAUUCCUACUCCAGGCCCUGCACUUCCUCCAACUCAAGUCACCCAGAGUAAUGUCCCGCGCAGGAAGCCUGAUAAAUCCUGUAAUCCAAAGAAGAAGACUUACUGUUGUGUUAUUUCCCUCUUCUUGAUCUUAUGCGUGUUGGGCAUAGGAGUUUGGAUCAUUUUUAAGUUUAUGAAGGACAUUCCAACACGCCAUCACUGCCCUUCCAUGGUGACCACUUGCGAUGGAGUCAGUGAGUGUACAGACAAGAGUGAUGAACUGGGGUGUGUACGAUUCAGUGGGACCGGAUCACAGCUAGAGGUCUAUGGAUGGCAGUCCAAGCAAUGGUUACCUGUUUGUUACACAGCCUGGAACAAAGCUUUGGCAAAGAAUACGUGUCGACAACUGGGGUACAGAAGUUUUUACCAGACUGGGAAAACGACCGAAGAGCAGUCUACAAGCCUUGUGAUCAACUCAACAAAGCAAGGGACCAAAAUCCAAGGUCUCCUGAGCAGCAGCCCCGGAUGUACCACUAAAGAUACCGUCUCUCUCAAAUGCAUUGACUGUGGCAAGAGGAUCAAGACCGCAUCACGAAUCGUGGGUGGAGUGCCAGCCCAAUUGAGCAAAUGGCCUUGGCAAGUUAGUCUCCACUACAAGUUACGGCACGUGUGUGGUGGAACCAUCAUCUCGCAGGACUGGGUCAUCACUGCAAGUCAUUGCUUCUUUGAGGAUGAUAGCUAUAAGCCGUCUAACUGGAAGCUGUUCAGUGGUUUCAUUUCUCAAUAUCAGCUCCUUGGAGCCACUAGAAGUUACGUCUCAAAAAUUGUCAUUCACAAUAGCUACGACUCAGACACCGAAGAUUACGACAUUGCUCUGUUGAAGCUCAAGAGCCCUUUGCAGUUUACAGAUAAUGUCAAACCUGCCUGUUUGCCAACCUAUGAUCAACAAUUUCCUGAAGGGAUGACCUGUUGGAUAACCGGCUUUGGCUAUACACGUGAAGGUGCAAAUUUAAUUUCAAACAUCCUUCUAGAAGCUUCCAUCAACAUCAUCGGCAGCAACACUUGCAACCAGAGAAGCUAUUACAACGGAGCAAUAACACAGCGUAUGAUCUGUGCUGGAAAGCUCUCUGGGGGAGUUGAUUCUUGUCAGGGUGACAGUGGGGGGCCUCUUGUAUGUGAAGUAUCUGAUACCUGGUACCUGGCAGGAGUUACAAGCUGGGGGAUUGGCUGCGCUCGGAUAAACAAGCCUGGUGUUUACGCCCGGGUGACGCAACUCACUGACUGGAUCUUCACACAAAUGGAGGCUAACAGAAACUAAUGAAAAGGAUGGGCACUGACCACACAGACUAGUGCGAUCAAGGUUGUUAGCUCUGGUCUAUACUGCUUGUCUAAAAGACUGACAUUGGGGAGGCUGGUUUCUCUCAUUGCUUAUUAAAGCACUGGAAAUGUUUAUUAAAAAAGAGAGACAGUAGCUGUGCAAAAUAUAACUUUGCUAAUCAAUGUAGGGAUUAGUUAUUCAUUUAUCAACAGGUAACCUCAACCUGAUCUUCAGAUCUUUCUUGUGCAGUGUUCCUCCAUUUUAAGUUACUGUAUUGUAUACGUUCCCUCAGAUCCUCACUGUUUACGUGGGUAGUUUUCAUAUACUCUAUGUGUGCACUGGCUUCGUAUUCCUUUCAGAAGCCCCAAUAGAGAUUUUCAGUUUGAGAUACAGGGAUAGAAUCUCUGCUUUGGGCGCAACUCAGGGGAAAAUUGCACCCAAAAUUGCACCUCUUUUGAGAAGUGUUUAAUUUCUUGGACUUUCCCUCAAACCCACUUGCACAUUGCCAAACACAAAAUCUGCCAUGUCAUUCUAAAAAAACGUUUGCUUUAAAAAUAUUGCUUUAUAUAUUUGGGUGGUAACUUGUUGCAAUUUAAUUAGUUCAACUGAAAAUGUGUUCAUCACCAAACAAAUCAUUUUUAAUCAGUGUUUGUCCACCAGCUGCAAGUAACCUGAUUUUAAAUGACUAAAUAUGGCUUUAAAAAAAACAGAACUACUUGCUCAUCACUUUGGGAUACAGUAAUCAGUUCCUUAGUAAUAUUUUUUAAAGAAAUACUUUUUAAAGCUUUUAAAAUGUGCCCUUAGUGUUCUUGUAGUCAAAAGAACCCGCUUGAUUUUUACAACCUGCUCAAAACCUCAUCGUAGUGACAAUUUGAUCGAGGUGUGGACAGGGUCAGACUUCAGGUGUGCUGUUUGUUAAACUAACGUGAAAGAUUGCAGAAACUCAAUUUACACUUAAAAUUCUGCAACAUUUUGUGCGAGUGACACGGAUUUCAGGUGAAAUGCACCAAAAAAACAACAGUGGCGACUAACAAGAAACGUAAGAAUAGGGGGAGGCCAUUGAGCUAACAUGGACAUUUUGACAUGUCAUCCGGCUGUUAACAUUUGGAUAGAAUCAUAGAAAGUUUACAGCACAUAAAGAGGCCACUUGGCCCAUCAUGUCUGUGCUGGCUGGAUGAUGAUAACACUAGUAUAAUUAAGCUAUGCAAGUGAGACUACUAUGGGUGAGGACAGAAUCAUAGGAACAGGAGGAGGCCAUUCUGCCACUCAAGACUAUUCUGCCAUUCAGUGAGAUCCUAGUUGAUCUGUAUCCUAAGCCCAUUUACCUAUCUUGGCUCCACAUCCAGCGAAAAUCUAUCAAUCUCAUAUUCAAAAUUAUCAAUCGAGCUAUAGCAUCUACACUGUUACCACAUUUUGCAUAAAGGAGGGUUUAAUGUCUUUCCUGAAUGACCUAGCUCUGAUUUCUAUGACAACCCACUCUCCCCAGGUGAAUUCAACUUUCUAUGGGUGUAGGUAGUGCCCAGAGUUAUGAAGAAGGGAUGCAAUUCAGUUGUUCUGUGUUUGGUUAUGUGAGUCUGGUAAUUGAUCUAUGCUCACGGUGCUUGUGUGGGCACAGACCAAAGUAAACAGGCAUUACCGAAGCUCCUAGAAGCUGAGCUGUAAGCAUGAGUGCGGACGUUUUGUGAUUGCAGAGAUAUUUUAAAACUCUCGUGAGUAAACCUGUUGCACACUUUUAGAAACUAGCGUCAUCUCUGCAUGCUCUGAGAUAUAUAAAAUAGACAAAGAUAUUGCACGAUGUUUGUUAAAUGUUUUUGAGGUAUUUCCCUAUUCUCUCUGAUCACUGAAGUACAGAAAAAUAGCUAAUGUUUCUUAAAAGUAAAGGGAGGAGGAAUUAGAUGGUUUAAGCAAUGGAAGUUGAGAUCUUGACUUUCAAACAUAGUGUAAAGAGCGCUGAACUACAUUCAGUGAUGGCCAAUAACCCUCGGAAAGCAAUAACUGGAAAGAACAAUAUAGUUGAAAUGAAUCCAACCAAACUUGAAAAUUGACAUAAAUCUGAUUUAUUAUAAUUAUUAAGAUGGUGCUUGAAUUAUAUUUUUCUCUGAAAAUAAAGUGAGAUAUAUUUUCAUUCGUA